AUGAACUACCUCAAGCCAGGAGAGCAAGGGUCUGCCUUGCCACUGCCUCUGGCAGACUGCAAGGACCUCCUCCAGACCGGUGUGCAGUCCAACGGCUGGUCCGUCCACGUCCCGUCCGAUGUUACUGGUGAACUUGGGAAGAUGGUUAUCCUGCCCUGUACUUUCACACACCCCUACAAAACAUUUGACAGGACCCUCACUGCCAUUUGGAGGAUCAAGGAACCUUACAACGGCACGAUAGUUUUCAAGUGCGUUAGUCAGGGCGCCAGCGAGCUCUGUAAGACUGCCAUCAGCUACAAAAACAAAUACAAACUGCUUGGCAACCCCCGGCACAAGGACCUUUCCAUCAGGAUCGACAAUCUGACCUGGAGUGACAGCGAGAGAUACUUUUGCCGGGUAGAGCUGUCCGGAGAUAUCCACGACAAGUAUGAAAGCAGGAUUUCCCUCCCUGUUGCGAUUUCUGCAGCUGCCCCCAGGAUCAUCAACAUCACCGUCAGCUCCAACGGGGACCGCACCUUCCAGGCACGCUGCACUGCCGAGGGGGAGCCAGCGCCCGCUCUGACCUGGACCGGACCGCCCUACAGCAACCUCACCUCCACCACCAGCAUGAACCAUCGUGUCACCAAGGAGCUCCGGUACCUGACCCAUGAUGGAAAAUACACCUGUACUGCUGUCAACAGCCACGGGAGAGCAGAGGGGGCUGUGUACUUCUAUAAAUUCAAAGUAUCCAACAGCUCCUUCUUCCUAAUCCUGAUCUUUGUCCCGCUGGGAAUUAAAGUGCUUGUUUUGCUGGUGAUACUGGGCUUCACCGUUUUCUCGAGAGGAGGCCACAACUGCAAGACUCCACCUAUGAGAACUUUGACCGCAGACACGGCAGCAGCCGGACUUUGCCAACAGAAAGAACAGCAUCAAGACGCAGCUGAGGACCUGGGCGGCCUCAUCCGCACCCGCGUGCACGGAGCACGGGUUCAGAUUUCUACCACUACCAUGCUCACCAAGAAGCCAAGAGACUGGUUUGUGGGCGAGCCGUACAGCAAAAGCAGCAGCUCGCGGUGA
Molecule: messenger RNA, 1056 nt
Organism: Phaethon lepturus (White-tailed tropicbird)
Lineage: Eukaryota; Metazoa; Chordata; Aves; Phaethontiformes; Phaethontidae
Product: sialic acid-binding Ig-like lectin 15
Exons: 5
Coding region: 1-1056 (351 amino acids)
Biological process (GO): regulation of bone resorption; regulation of actin cytoskeleton organization; regulation of osteoclast development
Cellular component (GO): plasma membrane
Source: RefSeq, a predicted model, not a curated record